AUUUUAAAAGGUUUAUUUGGGACAACAUGGCUGCAGCGACGGGUCGUUAUUACAGCGAGGGAGGCAGAGCAACCAAAAGACAAAAAACAGACAGCGACGGAAUGGCCACGGAGGGUUAUGAUGACCCCCACAAGACGCUGCCUUCGUUGGUAGUGCAUGUAAGGGGUCUGAUUGACGGCAUUACCGAGUCCGACAUUGUGGAGGCGUUGCGGGAGUUUGGUACAAUCAGCUACGUGGUUCUGAUGCCAAACAAGCGACAGGCUCUGGUAGAGUAUGAAGACAUGAGUGGCUCGUGUAAUGCAGUGACGUACGCUAAUGAUAACCAGGUGUACAUCGCUGGCCGCCCCUGCUACAUUAACUACUCCACCAGCCAGAAGAUCUCUCGGCCUGGGGACUCAGGAGAUGCCCCCAGCGUGAACAACAUCCUGCUUUUCACAAUCAUGAACCCCAUCUACCCCAUUACUACAGAUGUGCUGUACACCAUCUGUAAUAACUGUGGCCCUGUACAGAGGAUUGUGAUCUUCAGGAAGAAUGGUGUGCAGGCAAUGGUUGAAUUUGAUUCAGUCCAGAGUGCUCAGAGAGCAAAAGCUUCCUUAAAUGGCGCCGACAUCUACUCUGGCUGCUGCACCCUCAAAAUCGAAUAUGCAAAGCCAACUCGUCUCAAUGUGUUUAAGAAUGACCAGGACACUUGGGAUUACACCAACCCUAGUCUGAGCGGCCAAGAUGCUGAUUCAGACGGCAAUUGGAACAGUUCCCAAGAUCCAAAUGCUAACCCUAACAAGCGUCAAAGACAGCCAGCCUUGCUGGGAGACCACCCUCCGGAAUAUGGGGGUCCACAGGGUGGCUACGGUCACUAUGAUGACUCCUAUGGCCCCCCGCCCCCACACUAUGAGGGCAGGCGUAUGGGUCCCCCUAUUGGCCGUGGACGAGGAGGUCCCCGCUAUGGUGGCCCACAGUAUGGACCCCCACCUGAGUAUGCCUCUCAGGCAGACUCGCCAGUCGUUAUGGUCUAUGGCCUUGACCCCUACAAGAUCAAUGCUGACCGGAUUUUCAACAUCUUCUGUCUGUAUGGCAAUGUGGAAAGGGUGAAGUUCAUGAAGAGUAAGCCAGGUGCUGCCAUGGUGGAGAUGGGGGAUUGCUACGCUGUGGAGCGAGCCAUCUCGCACCUGAACCACACCAUGCUCUUUGGACAGAAGCUCAACAUUUGCGUGUCGAAGCAGCAGGCGAUAAUCCCAGGCCAGUCAUACCAGCUGGAGGAUGGCACCAGCAGUUUUAAAGAUUUCCAUGGCAGCAGGAACAACCGCUUCACAUCCCCAGAGCAGGCAGCCAAGAACCGCAUCCAGCGUCCCAGCAGCGUCCUGCACUUCUUCAACGGACAGCCCGACAGCUCCCCUGAAAUCUUUAACCAGAUCUGUGAUGAGCUGGGGAUAAAGCCCCCAGCCAAUGUCAAACUCUUCACAGGAAAGAGCGGGGAUGUAGGUGAGAGGAGUGCUUCUGGGCUAUUGGAAUGGGAGACGGUGAAUGACGCCAUGGAAGCGCUCUCCCUGAUGAACCACUACCAGAUGAAAAAUCCAAGUGGGCCAUAUCCCUACACUCUUAAACUGUGCUUUUCCACGGCACAGAACGCUAACUGAACCCUUUAUCUUCCAACUGACCACCAAUGAGCUUUGAUGCACCCUAACAGAUUAGCUGUGUCUCAUCCUGAGCGAGUGACGUGGACUCCCUUGAGCAAAUCUGAAUUUGAAUUUUUGUACAAGCAUAGUGUUAACUUUUUUCCAUUACAUUUUUUUUAUUAUUCUUUAUUUACAAUGAAAUUUUGGUUUUGCCCUGUAUCACGGCAAACUUGUAUGAAGAGUGAUCAAAUGUUUUUGUUCUUUAAAUAAACACCCUGUGUGAUCUGA
Electrophorus electricus (electric eel) is the source of this 1901-nucleotide messenger RNA. The record is from RefSeq and is a predicted model, not a curated record. NCBI's taxonomy places the organism in Eukaryota, Metazoa, Chordata, Actinopteri, Gymnotiformes, Gymnotidae.